Oppia nitens is the source of this 826-nucleotide messenger RNA. RefSeq names its product 3-oxoacyl-[acyl-carrier-protein] reductase FabG-like. The coding region runs from base 11 to 826 and encodes 271 amino acids. Lineage: Eukaryota; Metazoa; Arthropoda; Arachnida; Sarcoptiformes; Oppiidae. The transcript has 3 exons. The record is from RefSeq and is a predicted model, not a curated record.
AACAUUGAAAAUGUCUCUGAAAUUUGAUUUUACCGGCAAAGUAGUACUGGUUAGCGGUUCGAGUUCGGGUAUCGGUGCGGCCACUGCCGUCCAGUUUGCCAAAUCGGGUGCAAUGGUUGUAGUCACCGGUAGACGAUCGGAUAAACUGGCCGAAGUGGCCAAUCAGUGUACGCUGGUAUCGCCAAAAAAAUUGAAACCAUUGGAAGUGGUCGGAGAUGUUACCAAUAAUGCAGAUAUUAAACGUCUAGUGGAGACAACUGUCCAACAUUUUGGUCGACUGGACGUAUUGGUCAACAAUGCCGGCGGUGCUACUAUGAGUUCAUUGGCUGAUCCAGAAUUUUAUCAGAAAUUUCUAAAUGAAAUGCAAUUGAAUUUGAAUUCAAUGGUAUUACUGACACAUCUAUCGGUCGAUCAUUUGGCCAAAACUCGGGGAAAUAUUGUUAACAUAUCAAGUAUUGCCGGACUCAGAGCCUUUACUACUAAUCCAGCCUAUUGUAUGGCUAAAUGUUCAAUAGAUAUGUUUACCAAAUGUUGUGCCGCGGAAUUGGGACCGAAACAUAUCCGGGUUAAUGUUAUUAAUCCGGGACCAAUAAAAACAUCAGCCUUUACAGCGGUUGGUUUGACUAUUGAACAAAAUGAUGCCAUGUUUGAUAAGAUGGGUAGCGUAACACCGGUAGGCAGGGCUGGACUACCCGAGGAAGUUGCCGAUACUUGCCUAUACCUGGCCAGUGAUCAUUCAAAAUUUGUUACCGGUGCCCAAUUAAUUAUCGAUGGCGGUAUGGUAGCCGCCAAUGCCUUUCCCAUGAGUGCAUUCAAGGACUUAUAA